Messenger RNA from Klebsormidium nitens, 2061 nucleotides. The record is from the annotation of a GenBank genome assembly. Lineage: Eukaryota; Viridiplantae; Streptophyta; Klebsormidiophyceae; Klebsormidiales; Klebsormidiaceae.
CUGCAAGACGGUGAAGACUGGCUCGAAAGAGUCGUCGAGUCAAAGAGGCAGAAGUCAAAGAUCUACCAAUGCCAUCUUUUCGCAGGGGAAGGUCCUCAGGUUCGACUCUCCGUUCUCCGGCCUUUGUUUGAAGGUUGAUGAACUGAUUUGUGGGGAUCCCAAGGAAAUAGAGAAGGACGCGUGGUGCCUUGAUCUGUGAUCUACUUGGACCACAAUUGCAAGCCAACGUUGUGUGUGGAUCUUUCUGGAUCGCACUUGCAGAACAACGUGGGCCACCCGCCGCUUCAGCUUCUUGACCGGUUAGGGUGGGACAAAGAUGGCAUGGAGUCAACAGACGGCGAUGCGACCAAGAUUGAGCAAUUUGCAACUGAGUGGGUGGGCGAAUAGCACUACUGCUGAUCUACGUCCAACCUUUGGGUUGCCACAAGCAGGCCAUCUUGACGCAGCUAAGAGCAGACUACCAAGGCGCUGUUGCAAGCAAUUAGUAGCUCGGGGCAGCUUGCCAUCUGGUACGCCUGAGCCCCCUCUCUCAAGGGCCCUUGUAGCCGGAAAUUCACGAACGUGGACGAAUCCUGGGUGGCGUACUCCAGCACAUUUGCAGAAACUGAUGUACAAGCAAGCCCCUCCCAUGGCAGCAAUGCCAGCCCCUGCUGCCGAGCGUGAGGCGCCAAAAGACACACAGCAAGCCUUGCAGGCUGAUGCAACGGCAGCCGCUGCUGCGGCUGGGAGCAAGAAGGAUGAUGCAGCAAAGACGGACGAGUACUCGAAAACGAUGCAGCAGACCAUGGGGACUGCACUUACUUACCGGCACGAGUUGGGGAUGAAUUUUGCACACGUGUUGCCCGACCUCAUCGUCGGAUCUUGCCUUCAGAAACCGGCGGAUGUUGACCGGCUGGUGGAGGAAGAAAACGUCGGAGCGAUCAUCUGCUUACAGCAGGACCCCGACCUGGCCUAUUUCAGCCUGGAUUUGGGGGCCAUUCAGCGGCGCUGCGCAGAACGAAAGGACGUCGAGCACAUCCGAUCGCCUAUCAGGGACUUCGACCCGUUCGACUUGCGGAUGUGCUUGCCAGACGCGGUGCAGACCGUUCACGAGGCGUUUGAACGGUGCAAAGGAAAGACCGUGUACAUCCACUGUACUGCGGGGCUCGGCCGGGCACCCGGAGUGGCUCUCGCUUACAUGCAUUGGCUCCGCGGCUUCACUCUCGCUGAGGCCAACGCGCGGCUGCAAGAAGUGCGACCAUGCCACCCGAAGCUCGAGUCCAUCCGGGCCGCGACGUGCGACGUCAUUUCGGGGGGGUCGAAGGAGCCCGUGACGAUAGUCUGGCGGUCGGGGGGCGUGCCGAAAACGGUCGAGGUGGCGGGACUCGACGUCGGCUGGGGGGGGCGGCUGCAGCUGGAAAGGAAGGACGGGCGAUGGAUCCUGGAGCGGUUGCUGCCCGCGGGGCGGUACCAAUACAAGUUCAUUGUGGACGGCCACUGGACGUACAACCCGGACAGCCCCCUGACACGGCCGGACAACAUGGGCAAUGUCAACAAUUUCGUCCAGGUUGUUGGCGACAGCACUCGGUCAGAAGCAUGGCUUCUAAGGGAGCGGCUGAUUAAAGAAGAACCUACCGAGGAAGACCGCCAGAUACUUCUUGAGAAGCUUUUUGCGAAGGAUAGGCGCCGCAAUGAACCAUGCCACGUUUGCCCAUAGCCCAAGCUUUACUGCGUUGGUGCGUCAAUGAGAACGUUGCGGGGUGAUAGGCUCUCAUGUAUUGAUCUAAUAUAACCAAAUACUUUGAUUGUACAGACACGCGCCUGACUGCUGCUACACAUCAGCUGAGGCCUUCAGACGUCAUUUGCAUGUUACACCUAGUGUGUUUAUGCUGGUUGUUCAAAAGUGGGAAAGCUGUUUUGAGCGAGCUUUCGACUUCAAGGUUCGGAGAGGGCAGGACGUCGCUAUCAUAAUGCGAUACUAGGUAGUACAAUGUAGCCUGGUGAGCGCGCAUUGUAUGAUGCAAAUCGACUACAUAAACUGACGCACAUGCAUCGAACAUUGUCUUUUAAUGUCUCUUGGAC